UUUUUCACCCUCCCUUAUGCCUAUACCACUUCUGCUGUCCCUAGGGAGGAUGUCUUGCUCCUUUUCAGGAAGUAAACCAUGUAUUGUGAUCUUUGAUGAGUUAGAAAAAGGUAAAAUUGUACUUUUACUGUGACUGAGUCAGUUUUUGCCUCUGGAGUGGUAUUUUCGCCUCUAGGCUUCCCCCCACAACUUGGGUAGUUGGUCUCGUCCAGCCUGGCCCUGGGCGCGGCGGCGACGGCCGCGUCACUGGCGGGCGGGAUCCCUCCGCUCUGGGGAGAGCAGCGCUGGACGGUUGAGUUGGGGUGACUGAGGAAAUCCAUCCGCGUCGCCGCCGCUGCCGCCUCCGCCGCGGAGGAAGACAGGACCUCCCGCGCUCCUCCAAGCGACCCCUUGGCAGAGUCCCACCACCUCAGGUACCUCCGCUGACAAAAGGAGUCCUCAUCUCCCCCAGCCCCAAAUCCUCACGGGUGUGUGUGUGGCAGGGGGAAGCCUCGGUUCCUUCCGUCUCCCGGGUUUGGCUCUUGGGAAACGGACGUAACUCCCCAGACCUCCCCUCCCUUCCUCUGGCCCGGUCGUUUCCAAACCCGGAAGGGGAACUGGGGGGGACCCUCGGCUUCAAUAAUGCAUGCGCUCCCUGCAGUAUCAGUGGCAAUUUUUUUCUAAUUUAGACCCCCAUCCCAGCCCCGCCUGCCUCUUACUCCCUUAAUAGUUGGGGGGCUAAAUUCCGGGUUUCUUCUAGGUCCUGUCCCGCCCCCUUUCCCCCACCACCACCCUGCUGCCUGCCCUUGGGUUACAAGCCUCGUGCCCACUCGUUUCACACCCUUGCUUGCAUUAGCCUUGCAGAACUCCAGAAUCCCAGGAGAUACGGCCAAGGCCUCAAGGCCACCCUUGUCUUCGUCUCCACCCUACUGUCCCUUGAUUUAGGCUCUGGCAGUGUUUUCUCAGUCCCGAACCCUAAACUGGAGAUCUCAGCUCCUUAUUCUUUUUAUAAAUCCCUACCCCAGGUCUGGCACCUAGUCGCCUGUCCCCUUCACCCAGCUUUCUUUUGGGCAAAAUGGAGGUCCUACGAACUGGAGGGCCUGGCCCACUGCACUUCGCAGCACGGCACCAGCCUGCGCCGUCCAGCUGCUAGAUCUGAGGACCCUCUCUUGUCUCCUCUCACACCUGCGGAGGCGGUGGCACCUUUUUUGUUUGUUUGUGGGGUAUGGUUGCUUUAUCCCUAGAAUCGAGGAGCUGCUGAGGGAACCUUGGAGGGCCUCGGGCCAGCGGCCAGGAGCUGCCUCCCCCAGCCCCCGUCCCGCGGCCCCCAGCCGCCCCCAACCCCGCCCCACGGGCCCGGCGCCAUGAGUGAGCUGGAGCAACUGAGACAGGAGGCUGAGCAGCUCCGGAACCAGAUCCGGGACGCCAGAAAAGCAUGCGGGGAUUCCACACUGACCCAGAUCACAGCUGGGCUGGACCCAGUGGGGCGAAUUCAGAUGAGAACACGGAGGACCCUCCGUGGACACCUGGCAAAAAUCUAUGCCAUGCACUGGGGGACAGACUCAAGGCUGCUGGUCAGCGCCUCCCAGGACGGAAAGCUCAUCAUUUGGGACAGCUACACCACUAACAAGGUCCACGCCAUCCCUCUGCGCUCCUCCUGGGUCAUGACCUGUGCCUACGCCCCCUCGGGGAACUUCGUGGCCUGUGGGGGUUUGGACAACAUCUGCUCCAUCUAUAGUCUCAAGACCCGAGAGGGCAAUGUCAGGGUCAGCAGAGAGCUGCCUGGCCAUACUGGGUACCUCUCCUGCUGCCGCUUCCUGGACGACAACCAAAUCAUCACCAGCUCUGGGGACACCACCUGUGCCCUGUGGGACAUUGAGACAGGCCAGCAGACAGUGGGAUUUGCUGGACACAGUGGGGAUGUGAUGUCCCUGUCCCUGGCCCCCGAUGGCCGCACCUUUGUGUCAGGUGCCUGCGAUGCCUCCAUCAAGCUGUGGGAUGUUCGGGAUUCCAUGUGCCGACAGACAUUCAUAGGUCACGAAUCGGACAUCAAUGCUGUGGCUUUCUUCCCCAAUGGUUAUGCCUUCACCACGGGAUCAGAUGAUGCCACAUGUCGCCUGUUUGACCUGCGGGCUGAUCAGGAGCUGCUCAUGUAUUCCCACGACAACAUCAUCUGCGGCAUCACCUCGGUUGCCUUCUCACGCAGCGGCCGGCUGCUGCUCGCUGGCUAUGACGACUUCAACUGCAACAUCUGGGAUGCCAUGAAGGGUGACCGUGCAGGUGUCCUCGCUGGCCAUGAUAACCGUGUGAGCUGCCUUGGGGUCACAGAUGAUGGGAUGGCUGUGGCUACAGGCUCCUGGGACUCCUUCCUCAAGAUCUGGAACUAACCUCCCCAACCCCAGAUGGGCCCAGGCAGGGAGCAGCCCUGCCCAUGCCCACACUACAGGCCCGGAGCUUUGGGGCUGGGCACACAUGCCAAGCCUCCCUCCCUGGGCUACAGGGCCUUGGGUCCUGCUCCCAUACCCAGGUUUGGUUCCUCUCGGGGGGGCCCCCACUGUGGAGAUAAAAGUCGGGGAUGGAAUGGGGGAAGAGGAAGGGCAGGAAAGCCCUCACCCUUUGCUGCCCUGGGGCCAGGGCCUCACCCCUCUGGAGGGCCAGAGGCAGGAGGUGGAAACUCCAGGGGCUGGCUUUUUUAACUGGUUUUAUUUUAAUUUUUAUUAUAUUUUCAGUUUUUCCAUAAAGGAACCACUUCCAACUCUG
Rattus norvegicus (Norway rat) is the source of this 2739-nucleotide messenger RNA. Lineage: Eukaryota; Metazoa; Chordata; Mammalia; Rodentia; Muridae. The record is from RefSeq and is a predicted model, not a curated record.